Cydia pomonella (codling moth) is the source of this 2154-nucleotide messenger RNA. RefSeq lists its product as uncharacterized. Bases 250 to 2154 code for a protein of 634 amino acids. The record is from RefSeq and is a predicted model, not a curated record. Gene Ontology annotation, molecular function: aspartic-type endopeptidase activity. The transcript has 2 exons. Gene Ontology annotation, biological process: proteolysis. Lineage: Eukaryota; Metazoa; Arthropoda; Insecta; Lepidoptera; Tortricidae.
CCACUGUGGGUGUAUUAGGAAUUGGUAUAUGUGGGUAUGCCUAUAUAUGAAUAAAGCAGUCUUUGUCUCGAACUUGUGUUUGACUUACGUGUCCCAAUGUAUAACAUGGCGCAGCCGAAGGAUUUCUAAAUAAAACUCUGUAAACGAAUUAGUAGUAUCGGAAUAUUAAUUGCGAUUCGGACUUAAGGAGUGAUUUGUUUAUGUGUCGCGAGUUUACGCCGGGCGUAGAUAGUGUGUUACCGUUGAAUAAUGGAAUCGUUGUUGCCUCCACCGCCGCCAUUUACUUUUUUGAACAAUGAACAGAAUGUAACGUCUGGAAAUGUUUCAAAAGACUGGGAGAAGUGGAAAAAAUCAUUUGAAAUUUAUUCAGUCGCGUGUGAACUAGGGAAAAAGGAUCCAAAAGUGCAAAUAAACAUUUUGUUACAUGUCAUUGGUGAGCAAGGACGUGAAGUGUAUGAACAAUUUAGUGACACGUUUGCAGAUUUAAAUAGCUUGCUUAGCAAGUUUGAUUCUUUCUUCUUGUUGCGGAAAAAUAUCACUGUACAAAGACAUUCAUUUUUUACACGCGAUCAGAAAGAUGAUGAAUCAAUUGAACAAUACUCGUUUGAACUGAAAAAAUUAGCUAACAAAUGUGAGUUUAAGGAUUUGUGCGACGAUUUGGUACGAGACAGGUUAAUUUGUGGCAUUAAAGACAGUGCAAUAAGGGAACGGCUCCUUCGGGAACCUACUUUGACGCUUCAGAAAGCAAUUGAUAUCUCAAAUAUAGUACAGAUGUCACGAGUGCAAGCAGGCACAAUAAAAAAGGAGUCGGCAGAACAACACGCUUAUUACAUCGGUAGUGGAAUAGCACAGGAGGAAGUUGCAGAUGUACAUUUUCUAUAUCGACGUGGAGGAGCGGCUAGCAGAGGUCGAGGUCGGGGUGGCUGGAGAAGCGGGCGCUUCGCUCGACCACCGCUUGCGCGCCCCCCGCCUGCCGCUCGCCCCGCCGUCACCGGAUCAGCUGUACGGCGACCAUAUGACCAACGAGAUAACGGAAUAAAUUAUGGAAUGCGCGCUGCCUGUGAGAUGUGUGGAGUGUCCCAUGAUAGUCAGAGAUGUCCUGCUUAUGGGAAAAGGUGCUUGCGGUGCAAUCGGUUAAACCACUUUUCACGUGUUUGUCGCGUAUAUGAAUUGAGCGCCGAAGAUAACACCGAUCAGGUAAUAUACUAUUUUAAUAAUAAAAAUAGUAGUGAUUGGUCAGUGACAGUAAGCAUAAAUAAUAUUGAAAUAUCGUUUAAAAUUGAUACAGGUGCAGACACUAAUGUUUUGCCUUACAGUUACUUUGAAAAAAUAGGCUAUAAAAAGCAAGAUCUUUUGCCUACGCUAGCUAGGUUGUGUGGGUAUUCUGGCGGCGAGAUCAAAUUAUUAGGUAGAUGUAACUUAAAAUUGAGGCACAGGGGUAAUGAUUAUAUUUUAAAAUUUGUAAUAGCCGAUACAGAUUCACCUCCGAUUUUAGGUCGAGAUUCUAGCCAGGAGUUGAAUCUGGUAAAGUUAAUACUUUCAGUAGAUACGUGCAAAGACUUUAAAACAAUAUUUUUAGAAGAAUACGCGGACGUGUUUGAAGGUAUUGGUUGUAUGCCGGGUGAGUACAGGAUAGCGAUAGACGAGAGUGUACGUCCUGUAGUACAUGCACCGCGCAAACUGCCCGUAGCUCUUAGAGAACAAAUAAAGCUUAAAUUAGAUGAAAUGGAGAAACAACAAAUUAUUGCGAAAGUUGAAGGGCCAACUGAUUGGGUAAACAGUAUGACCGUGGUUAGGAAACCUAAUGGGGACUUGCGUAUUUGUCUGGAUCCGAAAGAUCUAAACAAAGCGAUCAAGCGGGAACAUUAUCGAUUACCUACAAUAGAUGAGAUAACGGCCAACUUGACAGUUCUCGCCUACGGUGCUCAGACCUGGUCUUUGACGCAAGCUCAGAAGUCCGAACUCGCGGUUUGCCAGAGAGCUAUGGAUCGCAGCAUAUUAGGUGUUAAAUUAAGGGAUCGAGUCCGAAACACCACGCUGCGCUCCAAGACUCAAAUAAUAGACGUAGCACCGAAAGCGGCUAAGUCGAAAUGGGACUGGGCCUGGUCAUGUCUGCCGAAUACCGGACGACUUGUGGGCCAAGAUAACCACUGA